AUGGAAGAUAUUGGUAAAAGUUGUUCAUUUAUGGUCUACAAGGCGUUAAAUGGUUGUAAGAUCGCCCAUGCUGUUGAACUGGCUCUUAUGGAUUCGAAGGGAGCUAAGAUUCAAGCUACGAUUCGGAAGACUUUGGUUUAUAAGUUCCAGCAUUUGAUUAAGGAACGUGGUGUUGACUCCAUUUCUUUCUUGGCUCCUGUGGUUAAUAAUGGUGACUAUAAGACUACAAAGCACCAGUACAAAGUUAAUUUUCUCUACAACACUGAAGUUCAUCCCAUGAACCAGAACCCUAUCAAUUUUAGUCCAUUCUUAUUUGUUCCUAUCUGUUCCAUUUUGAAUCACGCUAUUGAUAUGUUCUUGGAAGUCUUACUGGAGUUGGGAAUGAAAAGUCUUGUGAGAGUGAUCAUGAUAGUAUUAAGAUGA
Molecule: messenger RNA, 423 nt
Organism: Lotus japonicus
Lineage: Eukaryota; Viridiplantae; Streptophyta; Magnoliopsida; Fabales; Fabaceae
Exons: 3
Coding region: 1-423 (140 amino acids)
Source: RefSeq, a predicted model, not a curated record